AUGGCGUCCUCAUCGACACCUCCCACUCCUCUUCUCUAUGCCUGCAUCGCUCACAACACAACCAUUCUCACCGAGCAUACGACUUCUGCCUCUUCUCAAACCUCAUCCCUAGCCUCUCUUGUGCUCCCCAAGAUUGCCCACACAACGGCGCAAAAGCUGACCUACACUCACAACAACAAUUUCAUUCACUACAUCGCCGAUGCCCCUUCAGAAUAUGCGCUCCAAUCCUCCUCCGCAGGCGGACUCACCUACCUCGUAGUCGCGGACUCUUCUCUCGGUCGACGGGUGCCUUUUGGCUUCCUCUUCGAAAUCAAGAAGCGAUUCUUGGCCCAGUAUCCGCCUGAGAGUACCGACUUUGCAAGUCUCCCGAACUAUGGCGCUGGCAGCUUCAACACGGAAUUGAAGAAGUUGAUGGUCGAUUAUGGAACUACCAAGGCUGGCCAACAAGAUGCGAUCAGCAAUGUUCAGGGAGAGAUAGAUAACGUUAGGGGGAUCAUGAGCCAGAAUAUUGAGAGCUUGUUGGAGAGAGGCGAGAGGAUUGACUUGCUGGUUGACAAGACGGAUCGAUUGGGAGGCAGCGCACACGAUUUCCGAGUCAGAAGUAGGACUCUGAGGCGGCAGAUGUGGUUCAAGAACGUCAAGUUGAUGGCUUUGCUCGUUCUGGUCAUCAUUUUCUUAGUCUACCUAUUCGUUGGAUUUGGAUGUGGGUUGCCUGGCUGGUCGAAAUGCAUUGGGAAGUGA
Hyaloscypha bicolor E is the source of this 741-nucleotide messenger RNA. Its product is annotated as synaptobrevin-domain-containing protein. Lineage: Eukaryota; Fungi; Ascomycota; Leotiomycetes; Helotiales; Hyaloscyphaceae. Bases 1 to 741 code for a protein of 246 amino acids. Gene Ontology annotation, cellular component: membrane. Gene Ontology annotation, biological process: vesicle-mediated transport. The record is from RefSeq and is a predicted model, not a curated record. The transcript has 2 exons.